Molecule: messenger RNA, 1140 nt
Organism: Panicum hallii
Lineage: Eukaryota; Viridiplantae; Streptophyta; Magnoliopsida; Poales; Poaceae
Product: vacuolar protein sorting-associated protein 29
Exons: 4
Coding region: 241-810 (189 amino acids)
Biological process (GO): retrograde transport, endosome to Golgi; intracellular protein transport
Cellular component (GO): retromer complex; endosome
Source: RefSeq, a predicted model, not a curated record
ACACAUGGGCCCACUUUCGUACAGCCAACCGGGCCCCCGGACCCGCAACCUGGCCCCACGUGCUUGCCCCACCGUUCCUCCUCAGUUCCUUCCUGCCCUUUCCGUCGACGCAUCUGGAGUGGAGCCAAGACUCGAGCAGGUAGAGAGGAGCGCUUGACCUGAGGCGGGGCUUGGGAGACGCGGAUCCUAGGGGCAGGGGACCAAGGGGAAGGCUAGGGGGAGAAGGCGGGAGCGGGGAGGAUGGUGCUGGUGCUCGCGCUGGGGGAUCUGCACAUCCCGCACCGGGCGCCCGACCUGCCCGCCAAGUUCAAGUCCAUGCUCGUGCCCGGCAAGAUCCAGCACAUCAUCUGCACCGGCAACCUCUGCAUCAAGGAAGUCCAUGACUAUCUAAAAAGCCUUUGUCCUGAUCUCCACAUAACCAGAGGUGAAUAUGAUGAGGAUUCUCGAUACCCAGAGACUAAGACACUUACAAUUGGUCAAUUUAAGCUCGGGCUGUGCCAUGGUCAUCAGGUUGUUCCGUGGGGCGACCUAGACUCCCUGGCAAUGCUGCAGCGGCAGCUGGACGUGGACAUCCUGGUGACGGGGCACACCCACCAGUUCAAGGCAUACAAGCACGAGGGCGGUGUGGUGAUCAACCCCGGGUCAGCCACAGGCGCCUACAGCAGCAUCACCUACGACGUGAACCCGAGCUUCGUGCUGAUGGACAUCGAUGGCCUGCGCGUGGUGGUGUACGUCUACGAGCUGAUCGACGGUGAGGUGAAGGUGGACAAGAUCGACUUCAAGAAGACGGCCACGACGAUGCACGCAUAGCUUUGGCUCUUGGCACGGCGCAGAGGACACUGAAAUGGACUCCGGACAUGUCUAGGUCCUUCCUGUUGCGCCGCCCCCCCCCCCCCCCCCCCCCCCCCCCCCCCCCGAUUGAUUCAGAGCUCCCUGAACUCUCUUUUUCCCUACCGAUUGUGCUCGCCUGUUCAUGUGUAAAAAAAGACAGCUGCUUUUACGGAUUAGUUGACCAGAUUGUCAGGGUGGGUGUUAAAUGUUGAGCGUGUAGUAAUGAAUUUGGUUGUUUUAAUUAAGAACAGGCGAACCUUGAUUUGCGUUUAUAUGCAAAAUAGAGGAAAUAAUGGGGGUUCUUUCUGA